This is a messenger RNA of Lineus longissimus, 2589 nucleotides long. RefSeq lists its product as uncharacterized. The transcript is spliced from 7 exons. Gene Ontology annotation, biological process: proteolysis. The coding region runs from base 151 to 2067 and encodes 638 amino acids. Gene Ontology annotation, molecular function: serine-type endopeptidase activity. NCBI's taxonomy places the organism in Eukaryota, Metazoa, Nemertea, Pilidiophora, Heteronemertea, Lineidae. The record is from RefSeq and is a predicted model, not a curated record.
ACGUGCAUCGUCAUUCUGACAUUUCGGCUUGCCAAGAUAACCUCGCAACAGGAAGUGAAAACAAGCCAGACAAAGCAUUCAGCUAUCUCUUAUUCUCCAACACGGAACGGAAAGACUUUUGAAGAGGGAGAGGGAACAUUCUGGAGCAAAAUGCGGCAACAAGGGCUUCUGGCGUUGUUCAUUCUACUUGUUGCACCUGCCCUUGGUGACAUCAUACCAGCAGAUUUUGAAGCCAUCGAUCUGCAAAUUCUACCCGAUUCCAUGAUCUUCACAGAGGAGAUGAGCAAUUUCUGCCUGAACAUUACCACCAAGGUUAAGGGAACAGGCGUACGCGUGCUUGAAGGCCACACAUUCAAAGGAAGCAUGCACAUUAUCGGCGAAGGUUACACGCAACUGCGAGGUCAGACAGUCAACUUCUCAGUCAGCUACGUUGAGGAAAAAACCAGGACGGGAAUAAGGGACGGCACUACUUUCUCCGCCAUCGCUACGACCUUCAGUACUUGGUUGGGAUCAUGGAUCUGCUCGCGUGCAAGGCUUUUGUGUGUCGAGAUCAACUCAGGGCCCAAGGUUGAAGAGAAAAACAAAGCAGAUAACUGGAUUUGCAAGGAUAUCAGAGAGCGAAUGAAGUGUCAAACUCAAGCGACAAAGCUUCCAACUUGUAAAGUACCUGCCUUCCCGGAGUUCAUCAAGAAACCAACUGAUACAUACGCCGACAUCAACGAGAGUGUAGUAUUUGAGUGCGCCAUCAAACCGAAGAGAGCUAAGACAAUUGAAUGGUUUUUCGAGGGCAAUCCAAUCAAGCAAGGUGAUCCCAACUUCUUGAAUGCUUGGUUAUACCCUGGAGGUGUCCUCAUGCUAAACCCAAUCGCCGACCACCACUUCGGCUUCUACAGGUGCGAGGCAACAGACUGGAGUGGAAAUGUAAUAACAGCAACGGGAUUGCUCGAAGACAAGGCACAGGCUUGUGAUUACUUGAUGGUAGAGAAACCUCUCAACAGGACACUUAAGGCUGGACGCCCAGUCCUGCUGAACUGUAUGGCAGAGGAUGCAGAUAGCGUCUCCUGGUAUCAUAAAGGCCAACUAGUAAAAGAUGAUGCAGGGCAUAAACAGCUGACGUACGGUCAGCUCCUCAUUCACAGUAUCUCUGUAAAGGAUGCUGGCGAGUAUGAAUGUGUGGCGGAGAAAGGCAACCUAGCUUGUUCUGAGAGGUCGACCAUUCGGGUAUUCAACAAUUCGGACGAAGUGUGUGGUUUGCCAGUCCUGAACCAGCCGAUUCCACUGGACAGCAGCACAAAGCGAACAGGCUUCAUCGUCGGAGGCAACGAUGCCCCUGAAGGAUCAUCACCGUGGCAGGCCAUGUUAUGGUUCGCCGGUACUCCUCCGAAAGAUAAGCGAGGCGUAGCCUUGGGUCGGGACUUCUGCGCGGGAGUCCUCAUAGACGACCAAUGGGUGGUCACUGCCGCCCACUGUAUUGCUUCUAUGCAAACAGAAUAUAGCCACAAUCUUCAAGCUUCAGAAGUUAUGGUUCGCCUUGGAAAAAGAUCUCGAUUCCACGUCGGGAAGUACGAAAGAAACGUCAGCGUGGUAGAGAUAAAGAUGAACAACUUUGUAAAACUAACCUUCGACAAUGAUAUCGCUUUACUGAAACUUGCAGAACACGUCGAAUUUAGCGACCAUAUUCGCCCGAUUUGUCUGGGAAACGCGUCAAUGAACCGACCACAUACACAGGCCCUCAUCACCGGGUGGGGACGGCUUUCAGAGCACGGCCACCGUCCGACAAACCUUCAACAAGUGACCAUUCCUAUCCGGAACCGCACCGAAUGCCGACAAUCAACCACCAGUCCACUGACAGGGAAUAUGUUCUGUGCUGGUUCAGGCAUGCGACGUGGUGCCGAUUCAUGCAAGGGGGACAGUGGAGGUCCACUGAGUGUCCGCAAGGGAAGCAAGUGGUACCUCCUCGGACUCGUCAGCUGGGGAGAGGGAUGUUCCCAGGCUGGUAGAUACGGAUUCUAUACCAAAGUUACUAACUAUAAAAACUGGAUCCUCCAGCAUGCUUUAAAGGUUUAGAGAAAAGAAAUAAGAGGUGCUCUGUCAGGAGCUUCAGUUAGUGCUAAAUAAACUGUUCGUCAUUGUUUACCGUAGCCAAUUGGAAAUGCUAUUCAUGCUGCAACUUUUGUAGAACACAUCUCAUUUUAUUAAGUAGCCCGUUUCAGAGCAUUGCAAGAUAUAUAGACACCUGAAGUCAGUUAUACAUAUUCAAGGAAAGACAUGAAAGGAACGAUGUUUUCCACGUAGUUAUGAAAAAGUAUAAUACGAUGCAUUAUUCAUCGUUACCAAUUAUAAUCUUAUUUCGAACGUUUGUUCCUUGAAUGAGGUGAAAAUUAGACACCAGCAGAAAUCAAGAAUUUCUUUGUUUACUGAUCCGUUUGGUGUGGUUUAUGUCAAAGGACUAUUGACUAUUGAGAAAACAACAACAACAACAACAACAAACAACACUUCCAAAAUUAAAACUCAUGUCGUAUUCAACGGAAUAAGUUGCAAGUGUUGUACAAUAGGUCUUGAUUAAAUAUACAUCUAUAAGAAUGGUCA